Molecule: messenger RNA, 1539 nt
Organism: Sturnus vulgaris (Common starling)
Lineage: Eukaryota; Metazoa; Chordata; Aves; Passeriformes; Sturnidae
Gene: RAD18
Product: RAD18 E3 ubiquitin protein ligase
Biological process (GO): protein monoubiquitination; DNA damage tolerance
Cellular component (GO): nucleus; Rad6-Rad18 complex
Molecular function (GO): ubiquitin protein ligase activity; single-stranded DNA binding
Source: RefSeq, a predicted model, not a curated record
AUGGCCCUGGCGCUGCCGCUGCUCGAGCCGCCGUGGCCGCCCAGCCUGGCCCCGCUGAAGGCCGUGGAUGAAUUGCUGCGCUGCGGGAUCUGCUUCGACUACUUCAGCAUCGCCGUGAUCAUCCCGCAGUGCUCGCACAGCUAUUGUUCCCUUUGCAUCCGCAAGUUUUUGUCCUACAAAACGCAGUGUCCAACGUGCUGUGUGGCAGUCUCAGAAUCUGACCUGAGAAACAACCGGCUUUUAGAUGAUCUAGUGAAGAGCUUUAAUUCUGCAAGGCAGCAGCUGCUGCAGUUGGUGUUGGACGCUGCCCCAGCAGCCCCUGGGCAGUGUCCUGGUGCUGAGGCAGAGCCUGCACAGGGGCCAGGGACCCCCAGCUUCCCCAGGAAGGACACAGGCUGCACCCCCACCGCGGCACGACUGCCAUGGGCCGGCCAGAAGAGUUUCAGAAGUGAGGAGCACCACGAGCUGCACAGCACUUCUGCCGAGGCUGCUGGGAAGGAGAGCAAAGUGGGGUCCCAGGAGAUGCCUGGGUGCACGGAAAUCCAUGAGAAGCCUUCCACAUCUGUGCUGAAAGGAGACAAGAAAGUGGAGUGUCCUGUUUGUGAGGUUGCUGUUCUAGAGCAAUAUAUCAACAAACAUCUGGACAGCUGUUUGAGCAGAGAGGAGAAGAAGGACAGCCUGCGAAGUUCUGCUCACAAAAGGAAGCUGAUGUCCAAAGUGGUUUAUAACCUGCUGUCAGAUCGGGAUCUGAGGAAGAAGCUGAAGGAGCAUGGCCUGUCCACCUCUGGGAGCCGCCAGCAGCUCAUUAAGAGACACCAGGAGUUUGUGCACAUGUACAACGCCCAGUGUGAUUCCCUGAAUCCCAAAUCAGUUGCAGAGGUUGUUAAAGAGCUGGAAAAGAAUGAGAAGAUUCGGCUUCAGCUGGAGUGUAACAAACCUGGUGAAAAUAGCUUGACCUUCACAAAGGAUCAGACAGAGGAAGAAAUAGAUGAGAUCCAUGCUGAAUAUCGAAACAAACACAGAAGUGAGUUCAAGUUCUUGGUGGAUCAAGUAAAUAAACGGUGGAAGAAGAUGGGUGAGAGGAAAGCAGAAAGUGCUCAAAACCAAGAGGAAGUUUCUGUCAAAGAGCUGCCAGCAGCCACAGAACGUGGGGAAGAGCAUCACACAGCUGCUGUCCCUGGAAAAGCCCAGACACUCCAGCCAGAAAUUCCUGAUGGCCAGAGAAGUGACAGUGAUUGCCUGAAGGAUUAUCAGAGAUCAGCCUCUCCCGAGAUCUCCUUCUCGUCUGCCUCGAGCUGCAGCACCAAUUCAGACAUUCUGGCAGAUGGGGAAGGGUCUGAGACGUGUUCAGCAUCCUCUGACAGCAGCAGCUCCGUGGCUCUGGCAGGGAACAAGAGGAAGCUGCGGCGGCGAAUCCCCGCGAAGGAGGAGGAGGAGGAGGAUGGAGUGAUGCCCCAGGGCAAACGCAAGAGGAGCUAAUGCUGCCCUCUGGGAAACCCCUCCUGCCUCCUGCCACUCCCCCAGUACGUGGGUACUGAG